This is a messenger RNA of Cooperia oncophora, 165 nucleotides long. The record is from the annotation of a GenBank genome assembly. Lineage: Eukaryota; Metazoa; Nematoda; Chromadorea; Rhabditida; Trichostrongylidae.
AUGAGUUUUAGGGAGGCUGUUACCUGCAGAAAGUCGUCCACAGAUGAAGAAAUGGAGGCAGGUGCGUGUGCGGACCAAUUAGUAGCGUUUAUGGAGUGCGCCAUGCGAACGCAGUGUUUCAAAGCAGUAUCCAAAGAUGAUCAGGACAAAGGAGACAAAGGAUGA